Molecule: messenger RNA, 3266 nt
Organism: Sorex fumeus (smoky shrew)
Lineage: Eukaryota; Metazoa; Chordata; Mammalia; Eulipotyphla; Soricidae
Gene: ADAMTS15
Product: ADAM metallopeptidase with thrombospondin type 1 motif 15
Exons: 8
Coding region: 74-2929 (951 amino acids)
Biological process (GO): extracellular matrix organization; proteolysis
Molecular function (GO): metalloendopeptidase activity; zinc ion binding
Source: RefSeq, a predicted model, not a curated record
UGUGCCGGCGGCCAGGAGACCGCGCGGGCCAGCGCGGAGCCCGGCCGAGCCCCGCGCCGCACCGCCCGGAGCCAUGUUCCUGCUGGGCAUCCUGACCCUGGCCCUCGCCGGGGUCCCCCCGGCCGGCGGCUCCGAGCCGGAGCAGGAGGUGGUGGUCCCCAUCCGGCUGGACCCGGACAUCAACGGCCGCCACUACUACCGGCCGGGUCCCGAGGACGCCGGGGACCAGGGUCUCAUUUUUCAGAUCACGGCCUUCCAGGAGGACUUUUACCUGCACCUGGCGCCCGAUGCCCAGUUCCUGGCGCCCGCCUUCGCCACGGAGCACCUGGGCGGCCCCCUGCAGGGGCUGCUGGGGAACUCGCUCGACUUGCGGCGCUGCUUCUACUCGGGGGACGUGAACGCCGAGCCCGACUCGUUCGCCGCCGUGAGUCUGUGCGGGGGGCUGCGCGGGGCCUUCGGCUACCGAGGCGCCGAGUAUGUCAUCCGCCCGCUGCCCAACGCCAGCGCGCCCGGGGCGCAGCGCAACGGCCAGGGCGCGCACCUCCUGCGGCGCAGGGGCGCCCCCGGCGGGCCUCCCGGAGAUCCCACGUCGCGCUGCGGGGUGGCCUCGGGCUGGAACCCCGCCAUCCUGCGGGCACUGGACCCCUACAAGCCUCGGCGCCCCGGCUUAGGGGAGAGCGGCAGCUGGCGCCGCUCGGGGCGCGCCAAGCGCUUCGUGUCCAUCCCGCGGUACGUGGAGACGCUGGUGGUGGCCGACGAGUCCAUGGUCAAGUUCCACGGCGCCGACUUGGAGCACUAUCUGCUGACGCUGCUGGCCACGGCGGCGCGGCUCUACCGCCACCCCAGCAUCCUCAACCCCAUCAACAUCGUCGUGGUCAAGGUGCUGCUUCUCCGAGACCGCGACACGGGGCCCAAGGUCACCGGCAACGCGGCCUUGACGCUGCGCAACUUCUGCGCCUGGCAGAAGAAGCUGAACAAAGUCAGCGACAAGCACCCCGAGUACUGGGACACGGCCAUCCUCUUCACUAGGCAGGACCUGUGUGGGGCCACCACCUGUGACACUCUGGGCAUGGCGGACGUGGGCACCAUGUGUGACCCCAAGAGAAGCUGCUCUGUGAUCGAGGAUGAUGGGCUUCCGUCCGCCUUCACCACUGCCCAUGAGCUGGGCCACGUGUUCAACAUGCCCCAUGACAACGUGAAGGUGUGUGAGGAGGUGUUUGGGAAGCUCCGGGCUAACCACAUGAUGUCCCCUACGCUCAUCCAGAUCGACAGGGCCAACCCCUGGUCAGCCUGCAGUGCGGCCAUCAUCACAGACUUCCUGGACAGUGGGCAUGGUGACUGUCUCCUGGACCAGCCCAGCAAGCCCAUUGUCCUGCCCGAGGAUCUGCCAGGCACCAGUUACUCCCUGAGCCAGCAGUGUGAGCUUGCCUUUGGCGUGGGCUCCAAGCCCUGCCCCUACAUGCAGUACUGCACCAAGCUCUGGUGCACGGGCAAGGCCAAGGGCCAGAUGGUGUGUCAGACCCGCCACUUUCCCUGGGCUGAUGGCACCAGCUGUGGCGAGGGCAAAUUCUGCCUCAAGGGUGCAUGUGUGGAGAGACACGACCUCAAUACGUACAAGGUGGAUGGUUCCUGGGCCAAGUGGGAGCCCUAUGGCCCCUGCUCGCGCUCCUGCGGAGGUGGUGUGCAGCUGGCUCGGCGGCGCUGUGCCAACCCCGCGCCUGCCAACGGGGGCAAGUACUGCGAAGGUGUGAGGGUGAAAUACCGAUCCUGUAACCUGGAGCUAUGCCCCAGCUCAGCUUCUGGCAAGAGCUUCCGGGAGGAGCAGUGUGAGGCUUUCAAUGGCUACAACCAUAGCACCAAUCGGCUGACGCUCACCGUGGCCUGGGUGCCGAAGUACUCAGGCGUGUCUCCCCGGGACAAGUGCAAGCUCAUUUGCCGAGCCAACGGCACCGGCUACUUCUAUAUGCUGGCCCCCAAGGUGGUGGACGGCACACCUUGCACGCCUGACUCCACCUCGGUCUGCGUCCAAGGCAAGUGCAUCAAGGCAGGCUGUGAUGGGAACCUGGGCUCCAAGAAGAAGUUCGAUAAGUGUGGGGUGUGCGGGGGAGACAACAAGAGCUGUAAGAAGGUGACGGGACUCUUCACCAAACCCAUGCACGGCUACAAUUUCGUGGUGGCCAUUCCCGCGGGCGCCUCGAGCAUCGACAUCCGCCAGCGUGGCUACAAGGGACUCAUCGGUGACGACAACUACCUGGCCCUGAAGAACAGCCAGGGCAAAUACCUGCUCAACGGGCACUUUGUGGUGUCGGCCGUGGAGCGGGACCUGCUGGUGAAGGGCACCCUGGUGCGCUACAGCGGGAGCGGCACGGCCGUGGAGAGCCUGCAGGCGUCCCGGCCCAUCCUGGAGCCCCUCACCGUCGAAGUGCUCUCCGUGGGCAAGAUGACGCCGCCCCGAGUCCGCUACUCCUUCUACCUGCCCAAGGAGCCGCGGGAGGACAAGCCGGCCCCACCCAAGCCCCCCAGGGACUCCCCGAGGCUCCACAACAAUGUGCUCAGCCUCUCCAACCGCGUGGAGCAGCCGGACGAGCAGCCGCCCGCGCGCUGGGUGGUGGGCAGCUGGGGGCCCUGUUCCAGCAGCUGUGGCAGCGGCCAGCAGCGGCGGCCCGUGGACUGUCGGGGUCCCCCUGGCCAGCAUCCUGGCGCGGCCUGCAACGCAGCCCACCGGCCGGCGGAGACCCGGGCCUGUGGGGAGCCCUGCCCAGCCUGGGAGCUGGGGGCCUGGUCGCCCUGUUCCAAGAGCUGUGGCCGGGGCUUUAAGAGGCGUCCACUCAAGUGCACAGGCCCUGGCGGGCGCCUGCUGGCCCGGGACCAGUGCGACCUGCGUCGGAAGCCCCAGGAACUGGAUUUCUGCCUCCUGCGGCCCUGCUGAGGGGCAGCCUUGUUCCCUUGCAGACUCUGUGCCCCGGCUGCUGCUGGGGACCCUAGGGCUGGCCAGAGCCACGUGCAGAGGGCAGUGACUGGGGGCCACGGUGUCACCCAUCUCCAGGGACAAGGACUGUGGUGCGGUGAGAGGCCCCUUUCUCCCGGGCCACGUGGGGGCUGCCAGGAACUCAGACACAGUCUACCUCACGCCCGACUCCUCCGGGGCCCAGGCUCGGGCGAGGCUGAGGGUGGCGGCGGCGCUGGGGCAGAGCGUCUGGGCCCAGUUCCAGCAGGACCUGGAGGACGGACACUCCCAGGUGGGACUUCAGGGACCUGGGCCCUCU